This is a messenger RNA of Ictalurus punctatus (channel catfish), 1690 nucleotides long. Its product is annotated as purine phosphoribosyltransferase family protein. Bases 101 to 706 code for a protein of 201 amino acids. The record is from RefSeq and is a predicted model, not a curated record. The transcript is spliced from 5 exons. Lineage: Eukaryota; Metazoa; Chordata; Actinopteri; Siluriformes; Ictaluridae. Gene Ontology annotation, molecular function: adenine phosphoribosyltransferase activity.
UCAGUGCUAAUGGGGCACUCCUCCACUCAGUCCGCCAGGGAACAGUUUCUGCUGUUUCGAAGUUUGCGAGAUUUCAGAAGCAGCGCUGAUCCUCGUCAGUAUGAAUGUGUUUGCUGUACCUCAGAAGAGAGAUAAAGGCUGGUAUCUGUCACUUAUGGCACCUAACACAAAGGGCCCAAAGUUUGCGUGGCUUGAUCCCUCCAGACUUUAUUGCAAUUCCCAGGCCUUAUCAGACUGUGUGAAAGAUCUUCUCAAACCAUUCCACAGUGAUUCGAUUGACCUGGUGGCUGGAAUAGAUGCAAUGGGCUUCAUCCUCGGUUCAGCUAUUGCCACCACUCUGGAAAAAGGAUUUCUGGCCAUCCGAAAAGCAGGACAUCUGUGUGUAGAAACUCAGACGCAGGAAUAUACUGAUUACUCUGGCAGAAACAAGCUAAUGGAAGUACGAGAUGAUGUGUUAAAACCAGGUCUGCGUGUUCUCAUAGUUGACCAGUGGAUUGAGACUGGAGGUACAAUGAAGGCUGCCAUCAAACUGGUAGAAAAACAGGGAGCAUCUGUUGUAGGUGUUGCUGCUGUGGCCAUUGAGAACAGCGAGGGUGGAAAGUGGAUAAAGGAAAACUACAAGCACUCACACUGCAUCCCUAAGGCUAUUCAGUCUCAAAUAGACAGGCAGUAUCUGGAAUUCUUCAACAGUAACUUCAACAGUUAGACACGUUACAGAAUGGGUACCUAUGAGGAUAUUGAUACUAGAAACGAUUCUGUGCUUCCUUCUGCUAUAUACACACCAUAUGCCACAUAUACACAUUGUUCUAAUGUUUUCUGGUCUAUCUGAGGAUAAGUGCAUCCUCACAAUGGACUGGAAGAGAAAAUUAUGCUAAACGAAGCUAAUCCAAUAUAUUCUUCUGCCACAAAAGUUUACUUACAAAACUGGAUUUUAUUAUUAAGACUUAAACGAAGAACAUGAAGUAAUUCAUAAUAUAGGAUUAUUGAAAAUACAUGUGGCUCACUUUUUUUUUUUGUAUCUAAAAAGGAUAAACUUUAAACAAAAUUCUUAAGCAACAAGCCAUGGAAAAUACUUAAGAAAUUUUAAUUAAACCAAUUUAAGAACAGAGUAUACAAUAUAUAAAGAAGAACAUUGUUAACACAAAAAAAGUCAAAAAUUGUUCAGCACAUUACUGUGUAAAACGGUACAAAACUCCUAUCCAACUAUAGAAAUGUAUCUAAAAUUUCUGUUGGUGUACUUAAUACUACUUUCUUAUUGCAACUGCAUUUUAUAUUAAAAUACAAUAACUGUCACUUAAUUGUGCAAUUCAGUAUGAUAUUAAUAAAAGUGUUCAAUGUAAACUAAAGAAUUAACAAAUUACCUGACCGUUAUGAUUUAUGCCACAGUACCAUAAUAAUUCAAACAUCAAGCACAGAACAGAAGGAAAAAAUUUUGUGCAAACGGGGGGAGAAUAAAAAAAAAAAAAAUAAUUUUAACCGCAGAAAUGAAAAAGAAAAAGAGCAAAAAAAAAAAAAAAAAAAAUCAAGGAAUGUUUACUCCAGCCUGUACUAAGCACAUAUUCUUAAUAAACAUUUAACACUUUAUAGUCUCCCUUGUUUGUCUGUACCUAUAAGGUCACUUUGGUACCAUCAUUUAAUUCAGUGCAAAUAUCUCAGGUUUUCACUCCCUUUACUGACAACAGUUUGGCGG